Cygnus atratus (black swan) is the source of this 2322-nucleotide messenger RNA. RefSeq names its product Rho guanine nucleotide exchange factor 38 (gene ARHGEF38). Bases 1 to 2322 code for a protein of 773 amino acids. The record is from RefSeq and is a predicted model, not a curated record. NCBI's taxonomy places the organism in Eukaryota, Metazoa, Chordata, Aves, Anseriformes, Anatidae. Gene Ontology annotation, cellular component: cytoplasm. The transcript is spliced from 14 exons. Gene Ontology annotation, molecular function: guanyl-nucleotide exchange factor activity; protein binding.
AUGGCGAGCACAGACAGCACAGGGGGCCGGAGGAGGAAUUUGGCCCUGCUGCGGCACAAGCUGUACAUGGGGGAGAGGAGGAGGACGGAGCCGGUGGUGGAGAGCAGUGCGGCUGGGGAGCACGGCGCCCUGCGAAGGAGUCAGUCCGACCGGACGGAGUACAGCCAGAAACUGCAAGAAAAAAUGGCCCCACAGUCAGGGUCCUCAUCCCUGGCCACUUUGCCCCAGGAGGAUGAAGAAGCUACCAGACGUAUGAUGGCCAAGAGAGUAAAAAUCAUCACAGAGCUCAUGCAGACAGAGAGGGACUAUAUCAGCGACCUGGAUCUCUGCAUCAAGGAAGUGAUUCAGCCUCUGAGAAACAAGCAGAUUGUUCACUUUGACGUGGAUGGCUUGUUUAGCAACAUUGAAUCGGUCCAUCAAAUAUCAGCCAAACUGCUGUCACUGUUGGAAGAAGCCACGACAGAUGUGGAACCACCCAUGCAAGUAAUCGGGGAAGUGUUCUUGCAGAUUAAAGGCCCACUAGAAGACACAUAUAAAAUCUACUGCUAUCGCCACGAUGAUGCGCACACCAUGCUGGAAUCCUAUGAAAAGGAUGAAGAACUAAAGCAGCAUUUAAGACACUGUGUACAGUCCUUAAAAAAGAUGUAUGAGGAAGAAGGAAAGCCAAAUCUAAUGGAUAUGGGAUCCCUGAUGAUCAAACCAGUACAACGGGUGAUGAAAUAUCCCUUGUUACUCUGUGAACUCUUGAAUUCAACUCCUGCUUCUCACCCUGACCACAAGGCUCUACAAGAGGCCCUUUUUGCUAUGAAAAACAUUAAUGUGAACAUCAAUGAACUUAAAAGGAGGAAAGAUUUAGUGCUGAAGUAUAAGAGGAAUGAUGAUGAUGAAACCCUUAAAGAAAAGUUUUCCCGACUGAAUAUUCACUCCAUUAGCAAGAAAUCCAAGAGGGUCACCAGCCAUCUGAAAAUACUGACAGGGGGAGAACCUCAGGUGAAAGAUCAAACCUUUAAUAGGGAAGAAAAGCUGUUUCGAAGUUUAGAGAAGACGGUGAAAUUGUGUGUGAAGAACAUUUCAUCCUCCUCACAACACCUACAGGAUUCCAUACAUCUGGCUGCACAGAACAUAACUGGGCUUCAGGAAGUCUUGCAAGACAAAGAAGAUGAAGUCAAGAACCACUCGAAAAAAUUAAACAAUACUGCAAAUCUCUGUGAAGACCUUAUGGCUCAACUGGACAAGCUUGUUUUGAUUCCUCUCUCAGCACUACAAGCUUUGUUUGCAGGCCCACAGAAGCUCAUCCAGAAGCGCUACGACAAGUUGUUGGACUACAACAGCUGCCUUCAGAGGUCAACAGGAGAAGAGCUGGACCUGGCAAAGAAAGAUUAUGAGGCUUUAAAUGCACAGCUAGUGGAGGAACUUCAGGUAUUCAACCAAGCAGUCAAAAAGAUUGUGUUGAACUGCCUGUAUUGCUUCAUCACCCUCCUCAGGAAUAUUAUGUCUGCAGCACUUCAAUCAAAUUCUUCUGUGGUGGUGCCUGUUCCACUGUCUUCCUCAAGCAUCUGUGAAGUGCAGAAUCAGUUGAUGGAGGAGGUUCACAAGCUGAAUUUUGUAAAAGAAAACAGCAGCGCAACCUUUAUUGAAAGAAAACUGAGCUUUGAAAAAAAGAAACCUGUCCCUUCUCCACUCGAAUCCCCACGCCAAACAGAAGCCGACAGGUCCAAGCUGCUGUCUACGUACAGCACGGAACUGCUGUAUCAAGCUAAGCGCAAGUGCAAUGCCACGCAGGAAUUCGAUAUUGAUUUGCGUGAAGGAGAAUUGGUGGCUGUCGUGGAGCAAAAGGACCCCUUCGGAAGUACGAGCAGAUGGCUUGUUGACACAGGAAACCUUAAGGGGUACGUGUAUUCCUCCUUCCUGAGGCCUUACAAUCCAGCCAAAGUGCAGAAGGAUGUAACAGAGAACAACUUCUGUGAUGAUGAUUUUGAUAAUAUCAGCCUCUUUGUCUCUUCACGGCCCUCCUCUGACAGCAGCACAAGUCCAGGGCACAAGAAAAGUGACAGCAGCUCAUCUCUUCACUUCUGUGAAAAUCCGACAACUAAUGGCACAGGGACUGGUGCUUUUCAGGAUAUGGAUGAUCAGCAAACCUUCUACGCUGUUUAUGCAUUUCAAGCAAGAAAUGAUCAGGAACUCAGUCUUGAGGAGUACCAGAAGGUUAGGAUACUUCGUUUUUCUGACCUGAGUGGCAAUAAAGAAUGGUGGCUAGCAGAAGCCAAAGGUCAGAAAGGAUAUGUACCAUCUAAUUAUCUCGGGAAGAUGACAUACGCUUAG